Messenger RNA from Echinococcus granulosus, 765 nucleotides. RefSeq lists its product as hypothetical. The record is from RefSeq and is a predicted model, not a curated record. NCBI's taxonomy places the organism in Eukaryota, Metazoa, Platyhelminthes, Cestoda, Cyclophyllidea, Taeniidae. The transcript has 4 exons. Bases 1 to 765 code for a protein of 254 amino acids.
AUGAACAAGUGUAUGUGUGUCUAUAAACAUAUGUAUGAUGCAUCAGCGUUGCUGUCAUUAUCCAGGUUUGAUGAAUUCAAUUCAUUUAUAACACUUCUUAAACAUUUUCAUCAGCGUCUGCUUGGUCCGUUAUGUUCAUUUGGACACUUUCGGACUCACUUUUAUAUCCAACCUUACGUAAACAUAGCAAUAGUGGAGAAAAAUUGUUUGAAUUUUUUCAGAAAUACUCAUUCUAGAAUUUCACCUUUAUGUGUAAAAACUCAUAAUUUCAAAUAUAAUUUGCCCCUGGAUAUGCCUGACUCCUACCUCCCGUACAAUGUAAAAAAGUAUUUUGCCUUACGGAAAAAUGAUCAGAAAUUUAAUAACCCAUUUCACUUAGAUAAUUCUAAUGUAGUAGAAUUUGGCCAAAAAGAAAUUGGUUCAAAACUAAAGAGCCUUUUUAGGAACAGGAGUGGGGGAAUCUUCGAACAUUUACUUAGACUUGGUAGUAUUGACGUGUUUGAACUACAGCAAUUAAAACAAAUAUACAAAAAGCAUUUUUAUUUGGGUCACAUUUUGUCAUCACUUACUCCAUCUUUACCCAUCGAAAACAAUGAUAGGUACAAAGCUCUUCUACACUUUUACGAAAUUUUUAUUUGGAAAGCCAACAAAACAUUUAACUCCAUAUCUUUAGCCUUUUCUUCACAUCUUCGUUGCCCAACUACUCACUCCAUUUACUCCCCGACCAAUAAUUUGGAACUUUCUAAGGCAAACGUUGAUCACUAA